Molecule: messenger RNA, 2443 nt
Organism: Camelus dromedarius (Arabian camel)
Lineage: Eukaryota; Metazoa; Chordata; Mammalia; Artiodactyla; Camelidae
Gene: POLM
Product: DNA polymerase mu
Exons: 11
Coding region: 798-2228 (476 amino acids)
Biological process (GO): double-strand break repair via nonhomologous end joining
Cellular component (GO): nucleus
Molecular function (GO): DNA binding; DNA-directed DNA polymerase activity
Source: RefSeq, a predicted model, not a curated record
CAGGCGAACCUCCCCCGGCCGGCGCCCGCCUGCCCGGGGGCCACGUCCCCGGGGCCGCCUUUCCACGGGGGCGCGCGGCGCGUGCGGCGCCCGCCGCCUCGCCCUGCGGGGAAACGCGGCACGUCUGUAUCCGUGUCAUCAUGCCAUCGCAUCCGGUGCACCGGGGAACCCUGCUGCUGGCGUGAUGGCCUGAGCACGAAAUGCCCGUGCUCGAAACUCUGCAGCUGACCAGCCUCUUUCAUAUAUGGCGUUUAUUUACAGCUGAGGAUCUUGAGAUCCGAAACGACUCGCACGCGGCUGACCCCGGGGCAGAGGGGCGCCUGAGGUUUUCGGAUUCCACGUUAGCCCUGGCACUUCAUAGUCACAGUGCCUUUCUGUCAGUUUUCCUUUCCGUAAAAGGGUGCUAGCAAUUAGGGCCAGGAGUGUUCUUAGGACGGGGUGAGAAUGUAAGCCAGAGGUUUUGUAAAAGUCCACAUGGGUGUAGCCGCGGUUAACAGUCUCAUUAGUUGACAGUCCCUCUGCCUUAGGUGAAUUCAUCUUGCCCUGUUAGCUAAACUGACUUCUCUCCUCAGGGCUGAGCAGGUGACUUGAGUGAGGCUCCAAGAGUAGAAAACAAACAAAACAAAACAAAACAAAACAGCGGCUGCAGAAGCAAUGGUGAGAGUAGGGAGGCAGGUGCCCAUGGUUUUGAAGAUGAAAUAGCAAGUGAAUCAGGGGCCAGUCCCUUUGAAGCUUUUAAAAAAAAAACUUAGUUAGUUAAGCAUUCCCAGGAAUGUGGCAGACCCACUCAGGAGAGAAUGAUGAUGGCAGCUUGGUGUGUACUGGGCACUAAGCCCCUUUUCCUAUUAGCUCUUUUAACCUUUACAGCAGCCCUACAAAGUAUCUGUGUUAUUCUCUGCCUUGCAGAGGAGGAAAUUGAAGUACAGAGCCCUGAGGUGACACACGUGGUGAUGGAGGGGACCUCAGCAGAGGAGGCCACCUGCUGGCAGGAGCGCAAGAUAGCAUCUCUUCCCCCAGGUGGCAGCCACCCAGCACUGUUAGACAUAAGCUGGUUCACAGACAGCAUGGAAGCUGGGCAUCCUGUCCCUGUGGAGGGCAGACACCGCCUGGAGGUGGCUGUGCCCAGGAAGGAGCUGCCAAGCCCAGCAUGGAUGCCGCCCUAUGCCUGCCAGCGCCCCACUCCCCUCACACACCACAACACCAGCCUCUCGGAUGCUCUGGAGACACUGGCGGAGGCAGCGGGCUUUGACCGCAGUGAGGGCCGCCAACUCUCCUUCUGCAGAGCAGCCUCAGUGCUCAAGGCCCUUCCCGGCCCGGUCACAGCCCUGAGCCAGCUGCAGGGGCUGCCCCACUUCGGAGAACACUCCCGCAGGGUCGUCCAGGAGCUGCUGGAGCACGGAGUGUGUGAGGAGGUGGAGAGUGUCCGGCUGUCAGAGAGGUACCAGAUCAUGAAGCUCUUCACCCAGAUCUUCGGGGUCGGGGUAAAGACGGCUGACCGCUGGUACCAGGAAGGGCUGCGGACCCUGGACGACCUCCGAGAGCAGCCCCAGAGACUGACCCAGCAGCAGAAAGCAGGCCUGCGGCACCACCAGGACCUGAGCGCCCUGAUCCAGCGGUCGGACGCCGAGGCCCUGCAUCAGGCGGUGGAGGCGGCCGUGGGGCAGGCCCUUCCCGGGGCCACCGUCACGCUGGCCGGCGGCUUCCGGAGGGGGAAGUUGCAGGGCCACGACGUGGACUUCCUCAUCACCCAUCCCCAGGAGGGCCGGGAGGCAGGGCUGCUGCCCAGAGUGAUGUGCUGCCUGAAGAAACAGGGCCUUGUCCUCUACCACCAGCAUCAGCGCAGCCAACAGCGAGACCCCGCCCACCCGGCCUGGCAGAACCACAUCAUGGACGCCUUUGAGAGGAGUUUCUGCAUUUUCCGCCUGCCGCAACCCCCGGGGGCUGAUGUCGAGGGAUGCCAGAAGCCCUGCCCCACCUGGAAGGCGGUGCGCGUGGACCUGGUGGUCGCCCCCAGCAGCCAGUUCCCCUUUGCCCUACUCGGCUGGACCGGCUCCAAGCAUUUUGAGCGGGAGCUGCGCCGCUUCAGCAGGAAGGAGAGGGGGCUCUGGCUGAACAGCCACGGUCUGUUUGAUCCAGAGCAGAAGACGAUUUUCCACGUGACUUCAGAGGAAGACAUCUUCAGAUACCUGGGCCUUGAGUACCUUCCCCCAGAGCAGAGGAAUGCCUGACCCUGUCAGUCGGCCCCUACUUCCACUCCUUGGAAAUGGGGGUGCUGUUCAAGCCAUACCCUAUGGAUGUCCUUGGUCCCUGGACGUUUUCAUGUGGAAGACGCCCUCCUGCCCCCAGUCCCCACUCCCCCCAAGUGGGAGCCCUGUCUGUGCGGACCAGCACUCCCCCACCCACACCCGGUUCAAGAUGUAAUGAAAUGAGCACAUGGAACAAA